UCGACCUGAACAAAUUUGAUGUUGCUAGUGUGUUGAUGGAUAAAAACACUACUUCAGGACAAGUUGGUGGUGUACAACUUGAGAGGAACUUCAAAGAAGAUGCGAAAAAAGCAGUGGAAAAAUGGGACAAAAAUACAGCCAUCAAAUUAUUUCAAUUUUCCUUGAUGCAAGAAGGAAACACGAUGGAGGAUCAGCGCGAAACGUUACAAAGUCUUUGUGAAUUGUACUUCCAAGAAAAGGUCUUUGAAGAGUGUCUUCGCACAGGGAGAAAAUUAAAAGAAGCUUACCCAAAGGGAUUCAAAACUGAGGAUAAAGCUACACAGUGGAAGAACUGGGGAAACGAGUUACACAAGGAGUGUGAAUACCACCUUAUGGCUAAGUAUUACACACUUGCCUUGGAAUUCACACCAAUAUCAAAAAUUGAGCUGAUGGCCUCUCUUCUAAGCAAUCGGUGUUUGGCCUUUAACAAGCAAGGAAAGUACGAGGCAGCUUUGGAAGACGCAGAAAAAUGUAUCAAAAUGAAUCCAAAGUGGUUCAGAGGAUACUCGCGUCAGGGAACAUGUCUUCGAAAUUUGAAUAAAACUCAAGAAGCUCUGAAGGCAUUUUGUGAAGCACACACACGCGCUCUUAGCGACAAAGAGAAACAAAUAACUGCAACAGAUGUGCUUUCAACUGCUAUGCUCAUAAAAGGUGGAGAAUCACAGAUUACUUGCACUCUGUCACCCCGCUUGUUACAGUUUUUCGUGGAGGACGCAUCCGAAAAGAAAGAAUGGGAGAAACUGAGAUUUCUAUAUCUUGGUAUUGAAUGUGAAUGUGAUGCUUCGUGUGUGCCUCUGGACCUUCUCAUCAAGUCGGAUCUUGAAGAUGUCCACAACCUUGUCAAAUCACUUCUUCAACACAACGCCUCCGCGGACGGAUUACGCAGUUGUGCCAAGCCUCCACUUUUGGCUGCCAUGGAAAAGAUGAAAUUUCCUGUGGCUGUGACUCUGUUGAGAAACAAUGCUGAUCCAGCUUGUAUAGUUGGCCAUGGGAUUUUCAUCAACAAAGAGGGUCAACCUAGGCAAUGGCUUCAACUUGGUCGCAAAGCGAUAGAUGCGAACGACAGUAAAAAGGCUGUGAUGCUGCUCAACAUGUCUCUCUACCUUUCGGAUUCUAACACAGACAGAACAAUCAGGAUACAGAUAUACCAUGCGUUGGCAGAGGCCUACUUCAUUGAGAGUGAGCACGAAAGAUGUAUCGACGCUGGAAAGAAGUGCUUUAAGUUACAACCUGUGAAAUCUGAGGAAGAAGCAAAGAGAUGGGGAGAACGAGCCGACCAAGCCUUCCAUUUAAGAAACUAUAACCUUUCCACUGAAUACUUGAAUCAGGCCUUAAUGUACACUCCAGCUGACUCAAAGGAGACGUUUUCACUUCUGUUGUGCCAACGUUCGGAGGCUUUCCAACAGCUGAACGACUUCCAAAGCGGUUUGGAAGAUGCAGUAAAUGCAUCAAAGAUAUGCCCAGAAAUGUCUGAGGUUUAUCAACACCAACAUAAGUGUUUCCACGCAUUAAAACGGAAAAAAGAGGCGAUGCAUGCUGCAAACGAGUGCUUAAAGAGAACAACAGAUGAGACCUUUAUUUAUGGCCUUUUGUGUGACGCCUUGGCUACUGCUACAAGUCUUAAAGAGGGAACAUCAGCUCUAACGGCCCCUGUGCCUAGCAAACUCCUGGAAAAGCUUGUAAGUGACGUGGUAAAAAAGAAAGAAUGGCGUAAACUAAGAAUCCUGUAUCUCGGGGGAGGAGGCUCAGGAUCACACCCAACAGGAUAUGGGGGACUGGCGACUGGUAUCAACGCAUCGAGUGUCCCACUUGGAGAAAUCAUUUACUCCAAUGUGCCUGAGCGACUCAUUUUAGUGUCAGUGCUCCUCAAGCAUGGAGCCUUAGCGAAUGGCAUUGAAGAAUCGGAUAAAAUACCCUUAGAGGAAGCCAUGAGACCGCCAGACUUACCUCUUGUGAAAAAAUUGGUGCAAAAUGGAGCUAACCCUUGUAUAAUGAGCAAAGAAGGAGAGCCCAUAAUUCACCAAGCAUUGAGGAGUGGUUUUCAGAAGAAUGGGACAUUUGAAUUCUUGAAAGCAAUGUUGGAGUCCACACUCCCAGAGAUUCAAAGUGUCCAAGACACAGACGGAAACACUCUUUAUCACAUUGCAUGCAUUGGCAAGAAUGCGCGGCAAAAAAAGUGUGACGCAAUCCGAAUACUUCGAGAGCAAAACAUUAAUCCGAGUCUCCGAAACAAGAGGAAUGAAUAUCCAAUAGACAAGGUUCCGUCCAAGCGUGAUCCUCGUUGGAAGAUGUUAGAGACUGCAUUACAAUGUUACAAGUCGAGUUCUUCAGAGUCUGUUACCCGCGAAAACAGUUCUGAAAAGGUGCCUGAUGAACAACACGAUCAAGAACUUCACCGGGCAGAUAGGAAGGAGAAAGACGUUUCGAGAGGUAGUGAAGAGAGAGCGACAACAAGAGCCAAUAACACGCCUCAAAAGGUCAGCGUUUGGAAGAUAGAUCACAAACAGCAGCAGCGAAAGGAAAGGAGGGAAGCUAUUGCCAGCUUGAUAGAUGGCAUAAAACCCCUUUCCACAUUUGUUCCAAAUGCAAUUGAUACAAACGAAGACCACGAUGACAUCGAAAUGCUCAAUGAGCCUUCAGAAAGCCCUCGUGCUGUAGAGAGUAACAACGACAAAAUGGUAAAAGACGAGACCGUAGAUGAUGAUCAAGAUGCUGAUGAUUAUGAGAUCCUUGAAGAGUAUGAUAUAGAAACGGAUAUCGACUCUAAAUCUCCUUUUGAAGAUCUUCCUUGGGAAGUGGACUGUACUGAUCGAGUUUGGAAAAUUUUGAGAAACAGAAAAGUUGGUUUCUCUACGAGGAAACGUAUAAUCGAGAAAAUUCGAAUGUUAGCUGAUGGCAGAUGGAGUAAGACACUCUGCAAGAGACUCGAAGGUGAAGCAAAGAGGAAAGACAUCGAGCUUUACGAAUCAAAGCUAACAAAGAGUCAACGCAUAAUUUGGGAAAAAGCGAUCGCUUUUUCUGGUCGAUGCAGCGAAAACCCCGAGCUCCGUCUGAACAAGGAGACUCCUGAGGGUCGCAUCUACUCAGAUAUCAUUCGCGUGUGGGACAUUGUAUUGGACCACGACAAACUUCAGCGCUCGAUAGACCUCAUCGUCAAGUCACAUGACAGAGGAAUGAAUUGUAUGGUGAAAAGGAAACUCAAAGGCAUUCCGGUGAAAUCUGGAGGCAAAAGCGUCUCAACUUCCCAAUAUCUACCGAACAAGUAUGCAGAGAUUGGAGAUUUGGAGCACAAAGGAAAUCCACCAGCCAAGAAAAGCGCACCUCAGAACAACUUGCCUCAAAUUUUCUUCCCACCUGCUAGUGCAAAUGACCAAGAAUAUCACAUUCUCAAGUUCUACUUAUUCAGCACCGCUCUCGUUAAAACAGUGCUAGAGAGUGACAUUACUUCCAGGAUCGACUUUCCUUUCAAGAUAACUGAACUGGAGCAUGCCAUCGUUAAUCUCCGCCCAAAUCCUCCGUUCCCCAUCAUUCUUCUUGGUCGAAGUGGUACGGGGAAAACUACCUGUUGCCUCUACCGUUUAUGGGAGCAAUUUCAAAGUUAUUGGGAACGUGCUGAAACUGCUGGUCCCCACAUCCCGCGAUAUCUACCCCCUUCAUUAGAGUCUAAUCCAUGUUCCGACGAUGAUGAAACUUUACAAGGUAGAAUUGAGCAGGAUGCAAACCAAGCUGAACGUAGUAGAGAACGAGCAUCUGUAUCUCCUGAAUGCCACCAACCCGAUGCGUCGUCAUGUUCAGGUUUAGCUCCUGCAUCACAAAAUAACGACCAAAUAUCACAAUCAAACUCUUUCCUUUCAAAGCCAGAAAGCCAACUUGACAGUGACCAAGAAGAUGACAAGCAACCUGACAUGUGCGAACAUCUACACCAGAUCUUUAUUACAAAGAACAGUGUUCUCUGCAGCGAAGUUGAGAAAAAUUUCAAGGAGCUAUGCCAUGCGUGCCCAGCAGCACAACACCGUCUACCAUUUGAAGACCAAUCUCUUCCUACAAAGAUUCAGAACAAUGCCGAAGAAGCGUGGCCACUUUUCAUUAAUUCAAGGGACUGGCUUCUCAUGUUAGAUGCAUCUCUUCCUGGAAAAACCUUCUUUAAACGCGGUGAGGAUGGAAGUUUGGUUCGGAAAAUUGUUGGCUGGGGAGAGGAAGACAACCAUUUACAAUUCAUUCCAGCCACGGAAUCAGAUGACGAAAGUGAUCACGAAGAAGAGCACGAGGAAGUCGCUGGAACACAACAUGGUGGCGCAGAAACCAACAAAACAGGGAGAAAAAUAUCCAUUAAAGAAAACAAAGACCCCAAAAAGGAAAUCACUUACCCUGUUUUCCUAGCUGAGCUAUGGCCAAAAAUGAAAAAGAUUUCGAAAGAGGUUGAUUACCAUCCCACUUUGGUAUGGACUGAAAUACGGUCUUUCAUAAAAGGUUCUGCUGAAGCCCUGUUGAAUGAAAAUGGAGAGCUAUCACUCGAAGAUUAUAAGUCCCUCGGAAAGAAGAAGGCUCCAAAUUUCACUGCGGACAGGGAGCUAGUUUACGAUCUUUAUCGAGUUUAUGAACGACAACGAUCCUCAAAACGAAUGUUUGAUGAGGCAGACUUGGUGUUCAACAUUCACCAGCGUCUCCAAGAUAUUGCUACUCCUGAAUGGUCUGUCCAUCAGUUUUUUGUGGAUGAAACCCAAGAUUUUACUCAAGCGGAGUUGUCUGUAUUGAUUCGUUGCUGUCGCUAUCCAAAUCAAUUGUUUUUUACUGGUGAUACAGCGCAGAGCAUUAUGAGAGGAAUUUCCUUCCGCUUUAGUGAUCUUAAGUCUUUGUUUCAUCACGCCAGGAGUGCGGUGGGUAUCGCUGAUGACCAGAAUAACUUCAUCAGAGUCCCAAAGAAAUUGUAUCAAUUGACACACAAUUAUCGAUCGCACGCGGGAAUUUUGCGUCUUGCCUCAAGCGUUGUAGAUUUGUUGCUGAGAUAUUUUCCCGACUCAUUUGACAGAUUACAGAAGGACGAAGGGCUUUUCGAAGGACCCCGACCAGUCCUUCUGGAAUCAUGCAGUCCUACAGACCUGGCAAUGAUUCUUCAAGGAAAUCAGCGGCAAUCUUCAAGAAUUGAGUUUGGUGCUCACCAAGUGGUGCUUGUGGCGUCAAAUGAGGCUAGAAACACAUUACCAGAUGAACUGAAACAUGGACUCGUGAUGACCAUCUAUGAGGCCAAGGGACUCGAAUUUGAUGACGUCCUCAUUUACAAUUUUUUCAAGGAUUCGCAGGCUACGAAAGAAUGGAGAGUAGUGGCCAGCUUUAUGAGAGAUGGGAAGUUUGCUAAUCUUUCAAGUUCGACUGGUCUGGUUGAGAUAACAGAGGAGAGCAUUGCGGUACAAUCCUCGCGUCCCCUUGAAUUUGAUCCGGACAAGCACAAGGUUCUAAAUUCUGAGCUCAAGUUUUUAUACACGGCUAUCACUCGAGCCAGAGUAAACGUCUGGUUUUUUGACGAAGACAAAGAAUCCAGAGCGCCUAUGUUUGAAUUCUUCCAGAAACGUGGCCUUGUUAAAGUUGUAUCAAUGGGAGAUCGUGACGCUGACGGAUCUGGGGAGCUAGCCAGCAUGUGUGCUACAAAAUCAACGCCAGACGAGUGGAGGAAGGGUGGUUUGCGUUUCUACAAACGCAAGUUGUGGAGACUUGCAAUACAGUGCUUUGAGUUCGCUGGUGAUGAAAUCUGGGUUCAGAAAAGCCAAGCACAGCAACAAGCGGCAGAAGCCAUCACAUUGAGUUCUACAAAUCGUCAGCAAAUGAAAGACGAAUUCCUAAGGGCUGGAGAAAGCUUCCUGAAAUGCGACAUGUAUGAUGAGGCCGAGAUUUGCCUUAAUAACGCCCAAGAGUGGACCCUUUUGGCUAGACUGUACGAGAAAACAGGAAAGUUCCAAGAUGCUGCUCGUCUUUUUAAAAAGGAGAGACUUCACAAGGAAGCAAGCAGAUGCUUUGAAGCACAGAACAACUAUGGGGAGGCGAUCGAAGUCUUUUGUCGUGCAGGCAUCUUUGAAGAAGCGUUGAGUGCCCUUGAACGAUAUAAUAUUCUGGUAUCAAGUGGUGACUUAGAGGGUAAACAAGGCAUUAUUCCCCCGAGAUCUACUCGCACGGUGGAGAGGUUACGUCAUCAACUUGCAGAUCAACAUUUCAAGAGAGGGGAAACAAUGAAAAUGGAUGAGGUUCUUCAAUACCUUCCAUCUACUACCGACCGUAUAACAUUCUUGAAGAAACGGGGAUGUAUAAUUGAAGCAGCCAGAGCUUUGGACGAUGAUGGGAGACGAGAUGAGGCUGCGCGACUUAUAAAAGACGCAGGAAAAUUUGAAGAGGCUGAAAGGUACUCUACUGAUCCCAAAUUUGUCGCGGAUUGUUUGAUAUCACUGGGUCGCACCACUACGAAGAAUGACGACAGUCCAGCGAUUCUUGAAAGAGCUAUUGAGGAGUAUCAGCUUUGUGGUGACCUUAACGGCCAAGCAGAGGUCUUGCUGUUACUGGGAGGAUUGUCUGGUGACUCUAAGAAAUUCCAGGACGCGGGAAGAUUGUUUGACAAAAGUAAGAAUCCCUGCGGGGAAGUAGAGAGUGUCAUGCAAUUGCUUGAGACGACGAAAUAUGCACCACCGAAAACAUUCCAACAGUGGAUGGCUGUGAGAGCCUUGGAGAGAGUGCUGGGACUGAUUACUAGAUUACACAUGCCUACGAAGAAACUAACCUUGGCUGAAGAGAGCGAAAUCAUAAGGUGCGAAGAGCAUUUUGGACUUUUCAAAACCAACGUCGCUGACGUAAGGAGGUACUUAUGCAAGUCCGGGGGCAGAUUCUCCACGGUUUUUCCCCAAGUCAUUGAAAACAAUACCUCUGAUACGGAGGUGAUGAUAAACACACUUGAUGCACACAAGGAAAUAGGACGAUUCUUACUUAAAGUCUGCGCCAAAUUAAUAAAAAUGAUUCGCAUGAUGUUGGAGAAGACGCUGGCUAGAAGUACUCUGUGCACGAAAGUGGAGAUGGGAACAACGUGCAGCGAUUUAAAUUGUGAAAAGCAGCAUGCUGAUUCGGUAGACCAUUUCAACACCCGCUUCCUCGCUCUGUUCCAUUUCAUAUAUUUAGAAUCAGUUGUUGAAUCGUUCAGGUCGGAGAUAGCUACGAGAAAAGAUGAGCAGGAUAACCUCCAAUUGAAUUUCGAAGAAUUUCGGGAAUUCCGAACCUGUCAGCGUUUUUACGACUUCUUGAUUCCCCCGUCCGGUUAUCGAGAAUACCAUCUUUCAUUGUCAAGCAUUCGCCACCUUAACAAGACAAAACUAGUUACCAAGCGCAUUUUUCAAUUUGCCAACGUUCUGUGGAAAGAAAAGGCUGAGGAAUUGCGUCGGUCAGACACCAAUAACUUCCUCAAAGUAUCAUUUUGCCUGCAGCUAAUCAACUCUUCUCCCUUCAUGGUGAAGUGGAUUUGUGAAGAGGAGAAAAAGUUCCAAAAGAAGACGAGGACGCCGAAACUCAUGUCCUCAAAUGAGCUGUUAGCAAAGAACGGAAUGACUGGUCCUGAUGAAAAUGGACGCUACGAAAGCUACUUGCAUUGGUGGGAGUACGGCAAGAAAAGGCUCUACGUUCACGGUGACGUGGAAAACGCUGCUCAUUUCAUCAUCAGACGUUUGCUUACUCUAACAGCUAAGCGAAGUCAGAUGAUUUAUCCCUCCAUUGCCAACACCGUUAUGAUCUUGGAACAUCAACUGACAGCCUGCCUUGCUUUGUACAGCUGUUUGUCUAAAGAGAACCGGUAUCCUGUAUGUCUGCCCGCAAGCUAUCUGACUAUGGUGAGGUUUUGGGACAAUUGCAGGCCAAGAGUCGACAAAGGCUCAUAUACCUUGUACCAAGCGGUUGAAAAUAGCUACGUACAGGGAGCCGACAAAAUGAAACUGUAUAAAGCCGUUCGCUCUCUGUUAGACUACAUGGUCAGGCUGACAUGUGGUGAGGUGGCUCCUUCAUUCGAUGUUUUAGGGGACGCUCUUGACUCAAGAGAGAGUCCAUCUUAUUGUGACUCUGGAGAAGCAGAGAGAACCUUGGUGCUCUUCUUGACCAUGAUGUGCAAUUGUGGCAAAGGAAUACCGAUUCAUCUAGAAGAAUUUAUGCUCAGAAAAAUCUUGCGUAUUAAGUCAAACCCUCGGUUAACAAGCCGUAUCGACAGCGUGUUAGCCAAAAUCCAAGAGGUGCAAGGGCCCUGUGAUGUGGUAAUGAUAUUAAAGACGUUCCUGCAAAGUAGGACUGAAGAACUUUAUGAUCUCCGCUGGUAUAAUGGGAAAUUUUGGUACGAUGGAGCAUGCAAUCCAACCACUUACCCAAACACAUUUCACACAGACCUGUCGCACGUACGCGAAGGAAUGAAACAUGAUCCAGGCCAAGAAAAAACGUCUGAAGACACAGAAGCUGUAAAUACAACCGAAACCGAAGCAACCGAGGAAGUCAUGGAUGUGGAACAUACAGAAGAAGAGCGCAAAGAGAAAGAAGACGUCCUAAGAGAUUGGAAUGCUACCACAAUCCAAAGGUGGUACAAAAGAAUGAAGUCACUGGAGAAAACGCGACGUCAAGCCGGAAUGGUACCAGCAAAAACAUUACAUCGGCUUGAGUCCACCCAGGAACAAAUAGAUUCAGAAUCUGAUGUCUUAGAGAAACGUUUUUCCCAGUUCCGAGUCGACACGUCUGCUUGUGGAAUCUGUGGUAUUGAUUUCAAACCUGCUGAAGACAUCCUGCACAUUAACAAUGAAGAUAACGAAGGAGAAACGGCGUCAACAGAAAAAGAGACAGAGAAUGCGGAAAUCCAUGGAAAUUCCUCAGCACAUUCGGAAAAAGUGAGGGCUUUCAUCCAUUACAAAGAUCUCUAUUUUUCAAAAGUCCAUCCCUUAUAUACACGACAGGAACAACUACUCAAGGCGAUAGAGGACCAUUCCUUGUCUGCUAAAGUCGAAUUGGACAUGGACCGCUUAGAGGCGAGUCUUUCUGAAGUGAAGAGGGAAGUACAGGACAUAGAGUCUGCUUUGAAUUGGGGAAAAGUCAGCUCUCUACGAAACGCAGUAACAGAUUCUGAAAUCACACUGCGAAAGACGGAAAAAGUCGUAGAAGAAGCGAAACAAGAGUCCUUCGCAGCAGCAAAUGAAGACAGUGAACCAGAGGAGGAAGGAGACGAAUUGCACGAGGAAGACAAAGAAGAAGAACACGAUUUCAGUCCAAUUCAAGAAAUCCCACAUGGAAACAAAAAAGGUAGUGGCAAAUCUAAGAAGCGUCGUAAAAAGCGUAAGAAGUAGAGAGAUUGCGAGAAGGCAAUUUCAGGUGCAGAAAAGAUACUUUUCCUUGUAAAUACAAUAGUAUAAAUAUGUUUCAAGCUAUGCAGAGUUUUAAAUGACCUGUUGCAUAAGUUAAAUCUCCAUUCGAAUCUUUCAGAAACGAUACCAAUAUUAUAGAACAAAUCAAUACCUGACGAGAGAAUUCCCAGUGAAAUUCCACGCGUAACCGAUUUUGCGAUAGUCUCGAAGCGAUGAUUGCGAUAUCGGUUUUCAAGUGCAAUUUUAUAGGAAAAUUCAUCAAAUAAUGGAUUUUCCUUGAAUCGCAUAAUUGAA
This is a messenger RNA of Stylophora pistillata, 9692 nucleotides long. Its product is annotated as TPR and ankyrin repeat-containing protein 1. Gene Ontology annotation, molecular function: ATP binding; protein binding. Lineage: Eukaryota; Metazoa; Cnidaria; Anthozoa; Scleractinia; Pocilloporidae. The record is from RefSeq and is a predicted model, not a curated record.